CAAACCCCACAUUAACAAAGGACAAAGUGACAACAGCUGCAGAGACAGAGAGAGCAACCAGGCAUUUGUAAUUGUAAUUGGAGGCGAGUCGUAGAGUAGAAAGUCUCCCACCAAUCAUGUACAGAGCCGCAGCCUCACGCCUCAGGCUCAGGUCUCUCAAGGGUCAAACGUGCAAUGGGGCAUUGGCCAGAUUUGCAAGUUCUAGUGCGGUUGCCAAAAAUCCAUCCUCUGCUUCAGGGGCUCUCUUUGGCUGGCUGACGGGGGGAGGAUCAAAGUCUUUACCUCCUCUGGACUUCCCACUUGCAGGUGUCACGCUCCCACCACCAUUGCCAGAUUAUGUUGAACCAAGUAAAACCAAGAUUACCACUCUCCCAAAUGGUGUCAAGAUCGCUUCUGAAACAUCGGCAAAUCCUACAGCCUCAAUCGGGUUAUAUGUUGAUUGUGGGUCAAACUAUGAGACACCAGCAUCAAUUGGGGCCACAGACCUGCUACGGCGUAUGGCCUUUAAGAGCACAAGAAACAGGAGCCACUUGCGUGUUGUGCGUGAAGUGGAGGCUAUUGGUGGCAAUGUGGAAGCCUCAUCUUCUAAGGAGCAGAUGAGUUACACCUUUAAUGCUUUGAAGACUUAUGUUCCUGAAAUGGUAGAGCUUCUUAUUGACAGUGUGAGGAAUCCUGUUUUCCUGGAUUGGGAGGUCAAUGAAGAGCUUCAGAAGCUGAAAGCUGAGACUAGCGAAACUUCUAACAACCCUAAAAAUUUGCUUUUGGAUGCAAUUUAUUCUGCUGGAUAUUCUGGUGCACUGGCGAAUCCAAUUUUAGCCUCAGAAUCUGCAUUCUAUAGACUGAAUAGUACAAUUCUGGAGGAAUUUGUUUCUGGCAAUUAUACUGCUCCUCGGUUGGUACUUGCAGCUACUGGUGUUGAGCAUGAUGAACUCUUAUCUGUUGCAGAACCACUUUUGUCUGAUCUACCUAGUGUCUCUUGUCCCGAGGAGCCAAAAUCUGUUUAUACUGGAGGUGAUUAUCGUUGUCAAAGUAAAUCUGGGAGAACCCAUUUUGCUCUUGCAUUUGAACUCCCUGGUGGCUGGCAUAAGGAGAAGGAGGCUGUAAUUUUAACUGUGCUUGAGGCACUAAUGGGAGGUGGUGGAUCCUUCUCAGCUGGUGGACCUGGAAAAGGGAUGUAUUCACGCCUAUACACUCAUGUUUUGAAUGAGCACCCACAAUUUCAGUCAAUUUCUGCAUUCAGCAGCAUCUACAAAAAUAGUGGCAUAUUUGGCAUCCAAGCUACCACUGGUUCCAAAUUUGUGUCAAAAGCCAUCGAUAUAGUGGCUAAGGAGCUUAUUGCAGUCGCAACACCUGGAGAAGUUGACCAGGUACAGCUGGAUCGUGCUAAACAGUCAACAAAGUCUGACAUCCUAAUAAAUUUAGAAUCCAGAAUAUGUGCAUCAGAAGAUAUAGGUAGACAAAUUUUGACCUCCAGUGAGAGGAAACCUGUGGACCAUUUCACGAAAGCUGUUGAUGAAGUUACUGUGAAGGAUAUUACUUCAGUUGCCCAAAAGCUUCUUUCUUCCCCACUUACGAUGGCAUCAUAUGGAGAUGUUAUUUACGUUCCAACCUAUGAUUCUGUCAGCAGCAAGUUCGAUUCAAAAUGAAGUGGCUUUCGUGUAUAAAAACUGCUUGUACUAAUAUUAUUCAACAUGUGCAUAUCUUCAAGUUCUCAUACCCUUGAUUGCAGUUGAAAAUUGAGGAAGUUCUGACGUUCUGAUUUCUAGUAUAUAAAAAGCGGCUAGGCUUGCUAGGCCAGGCCGCUGAAAGUGGUGUUACUUUUGAGCCUUCAGUUUCACAAUGGGACAUACAUGCUUAAUUAUUUGUACGGUUGAUCAUUGAGAAUUAGUACUAAAUUUACUGUAAA
This is a messenger RNA of Quercus robur (English oak), 1906 nucleotides long. RefSeq names its product mitochondrial-processing peptidase subunit alpha-like. The record is from RefSeq and is a predicted model, not a curated record. Gene Ontology annotation, cellular component: mitochondrion. Gene Ontology annotation, molecular function: metal ion binding. The coding region runs from base 117 to 1646 and encodes 509 amino acids. NCBI's taxonomy places the organism in Eukaryota, Viridiplantae, Streptophyta, Magnoliopsida, Fagales, Fagaceae. The transcript has 13 exons.